GAAGCGCGAGCCUAAUAAGAUAGGUCUCAAAAUCGAAUGAAUAAGCAUGCAUACCAUUUUGGGUGCAGUAUUCUUAAUCUUAAAGAAGGAACAAUAUUUGUCGAGCAUGAGAGCCCUCCAUCCUUAUCUACCCUUAUUAUUAUAAUCACAAUUUAACACAAUAAAAUGGAGCACCAACUCUUCUCCAUACUAAUCUGGCUUACCAUAAUCCUCCUGAAUCUACCCCCAAUUUCAUGCUUUUCAAACGAUUCAUACACUAGAUGCGGAGCUCCCUUCAACUGCGGAAAACUCACCGGAAUCGGCUUCCCAUUCUGGGGCCGCGAUCGCCCGGCGGAAUGCGGCUACGCCGCCCUCAAACUCGACUGCGAGAACGGCACCGCCGCCACGAUCCAGAUCAACGACGUCAAGUACCGCGUUCUGGAGUUAAAUCAGGGGGAAAAAAUCCUCAAAAUCGCAAGAGACGACCUCCUGCAGAGCCUCUGCCAGCCGCAGCUCGCGAACACGACUCUGGAUCCUCGGAUUUUCGCGUAUGCCUCCAGCUACGUGAAUCUGACGUUUCUCUACGGCUGUCCCCCCGUCCAUUUCCCGGUGCCCUACCCGUUCGAGUGCGCCGUGAAGGGGAUAAAGGAGAGAAGCGGUUACGUAGAGUUCGGAUCGCAGGUGUCGGGGACGUGCCACGCCAGCGUCGUCGUUCCGGUCAGCUAUGCAUCGUUAUUCAAUUUUAAGGAUUUGACGGCGCUGAUCGCUGAGGGAUUCGAGGUGCGCUUUGCGGUGGACAGCGGCGGCUGCACCGACUGCCAGAGGUCCGGUGGGAGGUGCGGAUAUAAUGAUGCAGGGAAGAAGUUUGUUUGCUUUUGCUCCGAUGGUUCGGCGGCGGAGUCGAAAACCUGCAGUGGUGGCUCGGCGGCUGCUCCUGGAGAGCCGGUCGGAAAUCAGGGUCCUAAGGCUGCGACGGUGGCGCCGGCUGUAUCAGAAUUUUAUCAGACCUGCGGCAACACAUUCAGCUGCGGAGACACGAUCACCGGAAUUGGAUACCCUUUCCGGCAACAAACAGAUCCUACCUACUGCGGCCACCCAAAUCUAGUACUCAGCUGCGACGGCCGAAACAAUGCCACCACCAUCGACAUAAUGAGCACGACGUACCGGGUGCUGAAAAUCGACCAAGCCACAGAGAGCAUGAGGAUUGUUAGAGAGGAUCUCAUGGAAGGGCCCUGCCCCAAGGAAAUGGUGAACACCACUCUCGACUACUCCAUCUUCGACUACGCAGCUUCCUACACCAACUUCACGUUCCUGUAUGGCUGCCCUGCCUCAAAUCUUCCCGGGUUGAGCCUCGUCUCUUGUGGGAGCUCCGGGUACAGCAGCGUCUACGUGUUUCCCGGAACUCAGGGGCCUGGGAACUGUAAUGCCAGUGUGAUAGUUCCGGUGAUUUUAGGCGGAGGAUCGGUGAACACCACAAGUUUGAAUCAAGUUCUGCAGCAGGGCUUUGAGGUGAGGUGGAAGAUUGGCGGCAAAUCUUGCAGUGAUUGCACGGAGUCUAAGGGUCGUUGUGGGUACGAUGUUGUGACUAACCAGACGAGUUGCUUUUGCUCUGAUGCGCCAUACGUUUCUGAUACCUGCACAACGGCACCAGCGAAUGGUGGUAACUCAGAUUCGGCGAGGAAUAUCGGCCUUUUCAUAGGUGGUGCAGUUCUUGCUGGUGUUGGCUUGGGAUGGUUGUUUUUCUAUUAUAGGCAGAAGAGGAAACAGCGCCUUCAGCUCCUUGCUGCUGAAUCUACUCAAACCGCGAACAAGGAAGCCUCCACGCCUCUUUCGAGCAAACACCCCUCUACGCCUCCUUCAACGACUAAGUUCACAAAAAGCAUCCCUUCAUAUCCCUCUUCCAACUCUGACUUUGGUAGGGACAGCUCAUACUUUGGGGUGCAGGUAUUCAGUUACUCGGAACUUGAAGAAGCUACCAAUAACUUUGAUUCUUCUAGAGAGCUCGGUGAUGGUGGCUUUGGUACUGUGUAUUAUGGGGUCCUCUCUGAUGGCCGUGUUGUUGCUGUGAAACGGUUGUACGAGAACAAUUUCAAGCGCGUGGAGCAGUUCAUGAAUGAGGUUGAGAUCCUAACUCAGGUUAGACAUGUAAACCUUGUGGCCCUGUUUGGGUGCACUUCCAAGCGAAGUCGAGAGCUGUUGCUUGUUUAUGAAUACAUACCAAAUGGAACAGUUGCGGAUCACCUCCAUGGGAAACGUGCUGCAUCUGGCUUGCUAUCUUGGCCUGUCCGGCUGAAUAUCGCCAUUGAAUCUGCUGAGGCGCUUGCAUAUCUCCAUAAACGGGAUAUCAUUCAUCGAGAUGUCAAAACCAACAACAUACUUCUAGACAACGAUUUCCAUGUAAAAGUUGCUGAUUUCGGGCUGUCCAGAUUAUUCCCAGUCGAUGCUACUCAUGUCUCGACUGCUCCACAAGGGACUCCCGGCUAUGUUGAUCCGGAGUACUACCAGUGCUACCAGCUCACAGAAAAGAGCGACGUGUACAGCUUUGGAGUGGUGUUGAUCGAGCUCAUAUCGUCCCUGCAAGCUGUGGACACCAACAGGCACCGCCACGACAUCAACUUGGCUAACAUGGCCGUCAACAAGAUCCAAAACCAUACGUUGCACGAGCUGGUUGAUUCUAGCCUUGGCUUUGAGACGAACACCACUGUGAGACGGAUGGCUACGUUAGUCGCAGAAUUGGCUUUCCGAUGCCUGCAGCAGGAGAAGGAUAUGAGGCCCUCCAUGGAAGAAGUGUUGGAGGGUUUGAGAGGCAUCAAGAAUGAAGAUUUGAAUGCUCACAAGGUGGAAAUUGUUGACAUUUUGGUGGAUGAUGAGACUGGGCCGCUCAAGAGCAGCAUUGCGCCGCCGUCGCCGGACUCCGUUGCGGCGAACAGCUCAACGCCCAAUUCUAGUGCGUGAGCUCACUCACCUUAAUCUUUUCAUUGUUUUCUUAAAUGGAUCAUACUGAUACGGCGCAUUAUACAUAUAUUUGUUUCCUUUCAUGUUUGUCUGUCUGUUUAUGUAGAACGACAUGGUUUUGAUAACAAGCUUUAGAGGAAUGUAUAUAGUAAAUGGAGCUGUGUGAAUAGUUAAUAGUGUAUUUAGGCCUCAUUUACUUUUUUAGGAUUAGGCUAGAUAGACUGAAUAUGAAAUAAAUGUAAUCGGAUUAAAUUAAUAUGUCAAUUAGCCUGUACUCCAAUUUUAAUAGAUUUUUACUUUUAAUUUUUUUUAAUAUCAA
Messenger RNA from Salvia miltiorrhiza (redroot sage), 3253 nucleotides. Its product is annotated as LEAF RUST 10 DISEASE-RESISTANCE LOCUS RECEPTOR-LIKE PROTEIN KINASE-like 1.4. The transcript has 5 exons. The record is from RefSeq and is a predicted model, not a curated record. NCBI's taxonomy places the organism in Eukaryota, Viridiplantae, Streptophyta, Magnoliopsida, Lamiales, Lamiaceae. The coding region runs from base 166 to 2934 and encodes 922 amino acids. Gene Ontology annotation, molecular function: protein kinase activity; polysaccharide binding; ATP binding. Gene Ontology annotation, biological process: protein phosphorylation.